This is a messenger RNA of Brassica rapa (field mustard), 2855 nucleotides long. RefSeq names its product monothiol glutaredoxin-S1. NCBI's taxonomy places the organism in Eukaryota, Viridiplantae, Streptophyta, Magnoliopsida, Brassicales, Brassicaceae. The record is from RefSeq and is a predicted model, not a curated record.
CAGGUGAAAUCUUUCAAAAGUAUGUGAAAGACUAAAGUCAAAGUAAAUAUGGAUUUAGAAUAGUAGUUAUAUUUUACUAACCGAAAUACCGAAAAACACCGAACCGAACCGAAACCAACCCGAUAUUCGGAUUGAACACCCCUAAUCCAAAUGAAGCCAAACUAUUGUUUCAUUCUCUAAAAUAUAAUAAAAAUAAUAACUUAAUCCCGCGCAAGGCGCAGAUCUUAUCCUAGUAUUUUAGUAUUGGAAUAAAUUAAAAUAGACUUACAUUUCAGAAAAUCUAUGAGAAAAUGAAAAGCAAGUUGGGUCCAUGUCUAAUCUCUUCUUCCAUAUCGAAUAUGUUCUUGGUAAUAUACGUGUUAUAUCUUUGUAGUUUGUAUCACCGAAUGAUAUCUGUUAGGGCUGACCAGUGGCGGAUCUAGAAAAUAUUUUGAAUGGAGGCAAGAAAAUAAAAAUAGCAAAAUAACAUAAAUAACUGUGUAAAGGGAUUGGGGAAGAGUCGAUCCUUGGUUAAGUGGGGGCAACUAGUGGGCUUUAACCAACCUAGCUACAAAAUAUUCAUUGACUUUCAGUAUAAAUAAAUUUAUUUCUAAGCAUGUGUAAUGGCUCCCAUAAACAUUGGAGUUUAAGUUUCUAUUUGAAUGAAAUAUGGUGUUACAAAAAAAAAAAAAAAAAAAAAACUUUUAGUGGGGGAAGCUGCACCCAUGCUGGCCUAUGUAGGUUCGCCCAUGGGGCUGACUAUUUUCAGUUUCUCUUUCGGCAUAUUUCUGUUGAUGAAUGAAAACAAAAAUAUAUUUGAUUAUUGGAAGAGGAAAAAAAAUUAAUCUCGAUUUAGAUCGUUUUCAUUACUGAAAGUAUAAUAAGUAGGCAAUUUGAAGUCCUCAUACGUUAGAUGAUCGUACAAAGUCUAAUAAUUUAAAAUACAGAUACGUAGUGAUGAACCAAACCAUUAUUAGGGCAAAGUUCAUAUGGAGAUGUGAUCAUGUGAAAGAUAGAAUAUUAAAAUACAUCAACUUGAAGCAAGCAUAUGAAUCAUUUUCCUUUUAUAAUACGCAAAAGAAAAUAAGUUGUGGAUCUUGUGAUUCAUAUAGUGGAACGGUGAAACUGUGAAAUAGUUGAUUACACAAAACUAAAUGAAAACACGUGCAAUGAAGGAAAAAUAAUUGAUUAAUUCUCUGGGUGUCCGACAUCAACGUUUACUUAAUCUUACAGUAAGAUAUAAUAUCGUAUGAAUAAUGUAUGUAGUUGUAGUCAAGCUUAGGAGCUAGGGCAAAAAUGUCGAUGAGUAUUCAGUAAUCAUAUAUUAUUUUCUCCUUUCUUGUUCGAUCGAAUAAUCCAAACGUACAGAGGUAGCAUCUUCCUCUCGUGAUCUUCUCCAUCAUGUACGGCUUAAACGACACUGGCUCUUUCGUGGUCUUGCUAGUAUAAUUCCAUUUACCAUGUAUUUGAGAUUCUUUCUUUUAAUAAUUAAUAUAAAUUUCUUGAAAAUCGAAAACGAGAUAGAAUAUUUGUUGAUUGUGGUUCUUUUUCGGAAUAGCUCUCCAAUGUUCUUCAACCUUUUCCAUCGUUCUGUCAUUUCAAUAAUAUGUUUUUGCAUUAUAGUCCAAAAAAAUCGGAAAGCUUCCUAAAAACCCUAAAGUUUCAUUUUACAACGGCAUGUGUUUUAUUAUAUAGUGUGAUAGUGAAGACAAACAAAAUCAAACUGUAUCAGCCGACGAAUUUUUUUUUGAAUAAUGCUAAGUUAUUCACAUAUAAACAUGCAUGAAUGUGCUUUAAAUCUUUCAGAAAUAUAUCUUUGUAAGAAGAUUGAAACCAACUCCCUAUAUUUUUUUUGUAACACUUUUUUUUUUUUUUUGUAACACUAAACCAACUCCCUAUAACAAUUAAGAAUUAACAUAUAUAGUCACAGAACUAUACAUAUCUGGCUUCAAUCUGAUUCUUUUUUUACUAUAGACAAAUGGUAAUUUGAAUUUGAUCUCAUAUCAUAUGGAUGGAUACGUUUGUGUGUUGAUGUGGAGAAUAUGAAGAUUAGAUUAGGUAUCAAUCUGAACAAAAUCAGAAGUAUAAAGCAUUAGUUGAAAACAAUGUAGGGUUUCAACGAGCAUAUCAAGUAAAAUAAAAGGGCUUCCCGGAAAUAAAGAUCAUCUAUAUAUACCCAAUGACUUUCCUUACCAUACUCAAACCAUAUCUCCCCAUUACUUACACCAAUACACAGAAAACUGCUUACAUUAAUACACUUAAACGCACACAAACAUUCAUAUAUCAUCAAUGGAGAAGAUCUCAAAUUUGCUAGAAGACAAGCCAGUGGUGAUAUUCAGCAAAACUUCAUGCUGUAUGAGCCACACUAUCAAGUCACUAAUAUCUGGCUACGGUGCGAAUUCAACGGUAUAUGAACUAGAUGAGAUGUCUAAUGGACCGGAGAUCGAACGAGCACUGGUCGAGCUUGGAUGCAAACCGACCGUGCCAGCUGUCUUUAUAGGACAACAGCUCACAGGUGGUGCAAGUCAGCUUAUGUCUCUUCAAGUCAGGAACCAGCUAGGUUCGUUGCUCAGAAGAGCUGGUGCCAUAUGGAUUUAAGUGGCCUUAAUCGUAACUAAGCGCGUAAUGUUUAUACUUAUAUGUUUUUAGUAUAGCGUGUGAUCAGCGUUUGAAGCAUAAUAUAUAUAGUAAUUACAAGAAAACUAUUUAGCGUCAAUCUGAAUACAAGAGAAACAAAAUAAAAAAUAGCGAUUUGAUUCAACUUCGCUUGUGUUUUGAAUGCAAUCGCAGUUGUUAAGAAGUAAGAUUGUAUUUGCGUAAUAAAUAUUUACUCGAGUACAUUAUAGUUAAAUGGUAUCGAUCGGUUUAUUACUUUA